Drosophila santomea is the source of this 1612-nucleotide messenger RNA. RefSeq lists its product as uncharacterized. Lineage: Eukaryota; Metazoa; Arthropoda; Insecta; Diptera; Drosophilidae. Bases 983 to 1612 code for a protein of 209 amino acids. The transcript has a single exon. The record is from RefSeq and is a predicted model, not a curated record.
UUUGAAACAACAGCUUAGUUUGCCUUAAACUUUCAUCAGGAUGAGAUUUUUAACAUUUUCGGUGCUGUGUUGGCUAGCUUUAAUCGCAGCAGCUAAAGCAGAAUGGUUUACUACCGUGAGGGAGUACAAUGUCUCACUUGGAAUAGAUUAAACUAAUUAAGAUGUACAAAAAAAAUAUCCUUCAAAUGUAUGUGUGCACGUAGGAGAAGACAAUUUAAUUGCUCAAAUUCUCAGUUGGUCCUUUUCGUAUUUGCAAAAACUUUUCAACUGUCUCCUGCAGUCGUGUAUACAAAGUUGCAGUAGUAAUCACAAUAAGAUGUUAAAUUAAAACCGUGUGCCUUGGCUUGGAAAUUACACUUGGUGUAACACUUACUUACACUUGCAUUGUUUGGUUAUGAAUACAAACUAUUAUAUACAAUUCUUUCUUAUUCUUGUUUAUAUGGUUGAAUAAAAAUAUCGUUUGAAAAUGUUAUACAAAUAUGAUAUGUACAAGUAAAUUAUAUACAAAAUAAAUAAAUUCUUUGGAGCUACGAACUUACUAAUGUGUGAGGUACGAAAAUGAAAAUGCUGCAUUUUUCUAAGAUACAUUCUCAAAGAAAUUAUGAAAGCUCUCUUUCUAACUUAUACUAUUAAAAAUGACACCCGGAAUCGGAACUCACAAGCUAGACUUUUUAAUUGCCGAAUUGUGUGAGACAAUAGAACAGAUGAAAACAUCCAGCAACUAAAUUUUUUUUUGGCAAACCGCUAAUGACAACUAUUCAACAAGAUCUGCUUUCAAUUCUCCGAGCGCCGAGAACCCAACUAAGCAAAUAUGAAACUACGCAAAACAUGGUUAAAUAAUUUGCACGGAUUCCCAUAAACGAAAUGUUAGUUGAAUCAAUAUUUAAACGGAUUAAUUACGCCCGAAAAAGAGGAGCUCUAUAAAAUGGGGCAGCAAUGGCCAAUGGAAGUCAGUUGAAAGAGGUUGCUAGUUUUGGAAAAUAUGCGUCUGUUUGUGGCUCUGGUUUGUGUCAGCCUGGUUGCAGUGUCGUCUGCCCAGUUGUCCCUGCGCGGAAGAUUGGGACGCUCGGCCAAUGUGGACUUGGCGGUGGAGCAGCCCAAUUUGCUGGCUAAGGCAGCCGGCAUUGUGCCCACUGUGCUCGUGAAGAAUGCCGGCAUCGUGCCCACUGUGCUGGUGAAGAACGCAGCCGGAAUUCUACCUGCCGUCGAUGUGGCCGCCGAUGUGGAGACACCCAGCAUCCUGCCCCAAGUUUCCAACAACAUCUUGCCCUACUAUCCCAGCUACUGGCCCAACUAUGGGUCAUAUGGCUCCUAUGGAUCCUAUGGCUAUCCCGGCGGCUGGAACGGUCCAAGCUACUGGAACAACGACUACUACGACUAUGGAGCACCCUACUUGCGCAGACGUCGCCUUGUGAAGCCCGUUGUGCCCCCCACCGUGAUCGCCUCACCCUCUGCCACCUCCUCCUCCUCCUCUACCACCACCACCACCACCACCACUGGUGCGUCUGGUGAGGAUUCCCCAGCUGUGUCCGCCGAUGUCGUUCCCGAGCAGACUGCUGCCUCUUCCGAAAAUGAGGUUGCUGAGCCCGUGUUCUCCACCCAGGUGAUCUAA